Messenger RNA from Penicillium canescens, 2058 nucleotides. RefSeq names its product VOC family protein. Lineage: Eukaryota; Fungi; Ascomycota; Eurotiomycetes; Eurotiales; Aspergillaceae. The coding region runs from base 1 to 2058 and encodes 685 amino acids. The record is from RefSeq and is a predicted model, not a curated record. The transcript is spliced from 3 exons.
AUGCCUGUUUCACAUAUCACCCUCACGGUCUCUCAUCUGCCGACUUCUACGUCGUUCUUUCUAUCUUGUCUGCAGCCUCUGGGUUACCAGUUCAUUGGGAGACAUGACGAUUAUAUAGGUUUCGGUCAGAAGCAGGGGGAGCCUGCUGAUUUCUGGAUGACCGAACAGAAGCCCGGAGUCCCUCCUGGUGCAGUUCACGUCGCCUUCCCAGCCCCGUCAAGAGACGCCGUCGGCUCAUUCUUCAUCAGCGCCUUAAAGGCUGGUGGAAAGAUACACGGCGAGCCCAAAGAACGGGAUUCCCGAACUGGGUAUUUCAGCGCGGCAGUCAUCGACUUCGACGGCAACAGCAUUGAAGCUGUAUACCGGCCGACCAGCAGUGGCGCAUCAGUCGUCUCCGCCGCCAGCGGACCGACAAUGGCCUUGCUGGAGAACAAAGACAACCGGUCUGUGGUCUCCAAAGUGAGCAGCAAAGCUGGCUCCGUCAAGGCCGAGAGCGUCAGAGCAGAGAGCAUUGCAUCACCAAGUCGUAUCCCGGGCUCAGUCCCACGCACCUUCGCAACAACAGUAUGGGCUCCAAACGCCUCCGCAAACUCCCCGAAAGCCGACGAUGGCAGCAAGGCAGCCAAGACGAUCGUCGGUACUCUUAUCGGUGCAGCAGCAGGCGCAGCUAUCGCCUAUGCAAUGGUCAAGGGCGAAAAUUCAUCCGCAACCGAGCAGCAAAGUCCCAUGCAAUACGUGACCAACUUUCCCCAGCUCAAGGCGGCACCCUCCCAAGCCUCUCACGAGGAAGAAGAGCCGGCCCCAAGCCAAUUUCGGGCCCUGGAAGCACCACCCCCGCGCAGCGAGUACGCCCCACGCAGCGAAUACGGCCGCAGUGAAUACGCCCGGAGUCAAUACACAGCAGCCUCAGCCCCGCGCACAACGCUCACGCGCAGCGUGACCUCCAAGAACCCGCGCGCAAGCACAAUUUACGAAGGAACAGAGUUCAUGCACGACGACCCGGGCCGCCGCGCCUCAGAGGGAAGCAUCUACAGCAUCCCGGAAGACCUCCCCUUCCGUGCAAUCGAGUACCCACCCCCGAGCAACGCCUCGCAGCAGCGCUACCCAUGCAACCCAUCGACCUUCAUCAGCAGCUAUGCAAAUGACAAGCCCCGCAACAACUCCAGUGGCAGCAUUCACAGCUCGUCAACUAUCAAGGCCUCCCAGGCCAACAUGCAGCGUCGUCACAGCCACGAUGAUAGAGAUGGAUACUCGACUCAUAGCAGCCACCACAGCCAAGUGCACAGCCAGCACACCACCUACCGCGCAGCCUCCGUCAAAUCCGCCUCAGUAUCCCCAUCCUCGCACCGCGGCGGCUCGCCCUCAGCAACCGGCAGCGCCAAAGAACCAAGCAUCGCCCCCUCAACCUCAAACCGCUCAGCCCGCAACGUCCCCCUCCCAACAGGCUCACAAACGACAACAUACUCCAGCCCAAGCAUUCACAGCAAAGACAACGGUGGCGGUAGCACAGCCAAAAACUCCCACGUCUCCGCCCGUCAAAUCCCCUUGCCCCAGGGUUCAAUCUCAACCUUCUACUCCAGCCCAAGCAUCCACAGCGGCGCCGCAGAUGGCUAUCACGGCGCCGGAGGCGAAGUAACCCGCUCCGCAGACAAAUCCUCCUACGUCUCCCUCUCCCCGCGAGACAUCUUUCUGCCCGAAAGCGUCCUCGACGUCGAUGUCAACUCGAACGUCACCCCCGAUGACUCAAUCAGCCAGGUUGGAGGCCAUAGCCACCACGGUGGACGGUCUAGAUCUAGACAUUCGACUCAUAGUCAUGCCCGUUCGCAUCGUUCGCGCUCGCGCUCGCAUCGGUCUUCGCAUUCGCGGGCUUCGAAGAGGGAGCCUUCCGUUCAUUCAAAGGCUGUUUCUAAGGUUGGGUCGAAGAUUGGUUCGGGCUCCAAGGCUGGUUCGAAGUUCGAUGAGCCCGUGAGACCGGCUGAUUCUGUUAGUCAGGUUUCUAGGGCUUCACAGCGGACUGCUAAGGCGCCUGAGAGUCGGAGGGGUAGUCAGGUUGUAUGA